UUUGAAAUCAGUUAGCUUGCCUAGUUUCUACAUAGCUCAUUGCUAUGUAGAAUUUGCCUAGCAGACUUCAUGCCCUGGGUUUGAUGGAAGCAUGGAAGGUGGAUGUUGAAAGUAGAGGUAGGUCUUUUGAUACUAAGAUGCUUAUGUAAUUCUAUAGCAGGUAAUUUUCUGUCUAGAAGAUCCAAGUGUUUGAUCCUUUUACACCUACCAGGAAUCUUCAUUUUUACAACAUAGAGAUCUCCCUGCCUCUGCCUUCCAAGUGUUGGAAUUAAAGGUCUGUGCCACCACCGCCUAGCUAGGUAUGGUGCUCUUUAGACUUCACAGUCAUAGCAGUAUCACCACUGUCUUAAUUCAAGAAUAUUUUUCUUUUUCCAAAAGAAGUCCUAUUUCCAGUAGUCACCAUAGUAGUCAUUCCUUAUAAUUUAUCUUCUUCCCAUGCCUUAGCAUAUACCAGCUGACUUUCUGUCUAUGGAUUUGCCUAUCAUGAACAUUUCUUAUAAAUGGAAUCACACAACACUGGCCUUUUGUGUCUAAUGUAUUUUCAUUUAGCAUAAUAUUCUCCAGCUUCAUCUGUGUUGUAGCCUGUACCAGUAAUUUGUUCAUUUUUAACAGAACAGUAUUUUGUUGUGUGAUUAUAUUGUCUGGCAUUGAGUUAUUUUUACUUACUGGCUAGUACAAGUAUUCAUCUGCAUGGGCACCAAGUUUUAUAUGGAAUAGGUUUUCAGUUCUCUUGAGUGAACAUUUAGGAAUGGAAUUGAUGCAUAAUGUUCAAUGUUUAACUUUUGUUUGUUUAAUGCAGGUUUCAUGUAGUAGCACAAGUUGGUCUCAAACUCUCUGUGAGGACAAGGCUGGACUUAAGCUCCUGGUCCUCGUGCUUCUACCUCCUGAGUAUUGGGAUUACGGGCAUGGUCCACUACUUUUGGCUUAUUUUCUUUCCUUCCCCUUCAGAUAUGGAAUUAAUACUCCAGUAUUACCCACCAUCACAUUCUGACAAAUAUGUUGACAGGCAGUUUCUGUUUUGUGGAAUUAUAGGGUGUUUUGGGUUUUUCUCUUCUUUUUGUUAAUGUUUUUCUUUUUAUUUAUGUAUAUGGGUGUUUCACCCCCAUGGAAAUCUGCAUGGAGGCUACAAGAUGUGUUGAAGCUUCUGGAACUGGAGUUACAGGCAGUUGUGAGCCACCAUAUGGGUUCUGGGAAUUGAACCUAUGUUUUCUGGAAAAGCAGGCAGUGUUUUUAACCAUUGAACCAUCUCUUCAGACCCCUUUUCUUUUUUUUUUUCUUUGUUUUUUUGAGGCACAAUUUCAUGUAGCUCAAACUGGUCUUGAGCACUGUGUAGCUGAAGAUUGUUCUGAGCUCCUGAUCUUACAGAGCCAAGGCCUUGCUGUAUAGACGAAGAGGCCUCAAACUCACUUAUCCUCCUGCCUCCUCAGUGUUGGCAUUAAGUCUGUGCCCAUACCUGGCUGCCUGACUUCUCAACUUCAUUCUCCAGUCUCCAUUAGUGAGCAUCUGGGGAAAAGAAGGAAUCAAAAGAUGUAACUUUGAACACUCUUACAAAAUUUUGAUCUCUGGCCUUGCUGCUCUUGUGGUAGAAUAUGGUUUCUAGUUUUAGGGUUUCUGAAUUACAAGUGUUACUGGGCUUUGCUGGACGGAAUAAAAGUGGGCGCAAGCAUGACCUCCUGAUGAGGGCGUUGCAUCUAUUGAAGAGUGGCUGCAGCCCUGCGGUUCAGAUUAAAAUUCGAGAAUUAUAUAGACGCCGAUACCCACGGACACUUGAAGGACUUUCUGAUCUAUCCACAAUCAAAUCAUCGGUUUUCAGUUUGGAUGGUAGUUCAUCACCAGUAGAACCUGAUUUGGCUGUGGCUGGAAUCCACUCGUUGCCUUCUACUUCAAUCACACCUCAUUCACCGUCAUCUCCUGUUGGUUCUGUGCUGCUUCAAGACACUAAACCCACAUUUGAGAUGCAGCAACCAUCUCCUCCCAUUCCUCCUGUCCAUCCUGACGUGCAGUUAAAGAACUUGCCCUUCUAUGACGUCCUUGAUGUUCUCAUCAAGCCCACAAGUUUAGUUCAAAGCAGUAUCCAACGGUUUCAAGAGAAGUUUUUUAUUUUUGCUUUGACACCUCAACAAGUUAGAGAGAUAUGCAUCUCAAGGGAUUUUUUGCCAGGUGGCAGGAGAGAUUACACAGUCCAAGUUCAGCUGCGACUUUGCUUGGCAGAGACCAGUUGCCCUCAAGAAGAUAACUAUCCCAAUAGUUUGUGUAUAAAAGUAAAUGGGAAACUCUUUCCUUUGCCUGGCUAUGCGCCACCACCUAAAAAUGGGAUUGAACAGAAGCGCCCUGGACGACCCUUGAAUAUUACAUCUUUAGUUAGGUUGUCUUCAGCUGUGCCAAAUCAGAUUUCUAUUUCUUGGGCAUCUGAAAUUGGAAAGAAUUACUCCAUGUCUGUGUAUCUUGUACGACAGCUCACAUCAGCCAUGUUAUUACAGAGAUUAAAAAUGAAAGGUAUUAGAAAUCCUGAUCAUUCCAGAGCACUAAUUAAAGAAAAACUUACUGCAGAUCCUGAUAGUGAAAUUGCUACAACUAGUCUUCGAGUGUCUUUGAUGUGCCCUUUAGGAAAAAUGAGGUUGACAAUUCCAUGCCGCGCAGUGACGUGUACACAUCUGCAGUGUUUUGAUGCUGCCCUUUAUCUUCAAAUGAAUGAGAAGAAGCCUACCUGGAUUUGUCCUGUCUGUGACAAAAAGGCUGCCUAUGAAAGUCUGAUAUUAGAUGGGCUUUUCAUGGAAAUCCUCAAUGACUGUUCUGAUGUGGAUGAGAUCAAAUUCCAAGAAGAUGGUUCUUGGUGUCCCAUGAGACCUAAGAAAGAAGCUAUGAAAGUAGCCAGCCAGCCCUGUACAAAAAUAGAAAGUUCAAGUGUCUUUAGUAAACCUUGUUCAGUGACUGUAGCCAGUGAUGCAAGCAAGAAGAAGAUAGAUGUUAUUGAUCUAACAAUAGAGAGUUCUUCUGAUGAAGAUGAAGGCCCUCCUGCCAAAAGGAAAUGCAUCUUUAUGUCUGAAACACAAAGCAGUCCAACCAAAGGGGUUCUCAUGUAUCAGCCAUCUUCUGUAAGGGUGCCCAGUGUGACUUCUGUCGAUCCUGCUGCUAUUCCACCAUCAUUAACAGACUACUCAGUACCAUUCCACCACACGCCAGUGUCAAGCAUGUCAUCAGAUUUGCCAGGUUUGGAUUUUCUUUCCCUUAUUCCAGUUGAUACCCAGCAGUACUGUCCUCCUAUGUUUUUGGAUAGUCUCACCUCACCCUUAACAGCAAGCAGUACGUCUGUCACCACCACCAGCCCCCAUGAAAGCAGUACUCAUGUUAGUUCAUCCAGCAGCAGAAGUGAGACAGGGCUCAUAACCAGCAGUGGGAGUAACAUUCCUGACGUCAUCUCUUUGGACUAAAGGCGGACACACUUGAUUCUGGGAAUCAUUCAUCAAAACUACUUUUUCUUGGAUGUCUAGUCCAUGGAUGCUAAUUUUUGCAAUUUAAUAUUUAUUGAAAUGUCAAAUGGAUUCUUUGCUUUCUGAGAGAUGAACACAGAUGACUCCAGCAAGAACCAGAUGACAUGCAAGGACUUUUCUUACGCUGUACACUGAACAUCAGAUAUAUUUCCUCUACAGCAGUGUCUUCUGGAACAGUGGAUUUCAGUUUCUACCUUACUGGAUGGAUUCUACAAACCAGUUAAUCUUUUGUUACAAUAAACAGCAAUAAAAUUAUGUAAAUAGUUAAACUUUUGUAAUUAAAGAUGUAAUCACUGAUCUAGAAUAACAGCAACUUCUGUUUAAUAUGAAGGAAAAUAGGUGGGAAGAAGUCGUGUUUCCUGAAUGAAUACUUUCUAUAGAGAUUUGUUCUAUUUUGUUGAAGUAAUGAAUUUUCAGUAACUGGCCAGAACCUGUGUUCUACUUUUCUUCUUUCAGUUCUGUGUUCUUCAUGAUCCCAUCAAAGAAAAUUUUCUCCUGUCCUUAAGCAUUCACACUGUUUGCUGAUAUAUGCAGAGGAAGUGCCGGGAUUUGGUCGCUCUUUUAGUGAUUAUGUUUAAGAACAUGACACAGAUUUUAUUCUGAUAUAAUGUGUUUUUGUUUUUUUUGUUUUGUUUUGUUGGGUUUUUUUGUUACCUUAUUCUAGAAUUUUCUAAAAAUUCAAAAAUUCAAGACUUUUUUUUUUUUUUUUUUUUUUUUAAGAAAGAAACUCUAGAGCCUUUAAAUGAAAUGUGCUUGAGUUACCUGGUAGAAUUUUCUUUAUGAUGUCCAGAGAUAACAUAAUAGUUGGGAAGCACCAGAACAUAUUUAGGAGAGGUGGAAAUAACUAUGUUCUUCCUGAGAAUUUAAGGGGUUUCAUGUAUUUUAUUGACUAGUACAGUAUACUAUCUUGGGUGUAACUUUUUGCCUUUGAAUGGCAUUAAUAAAUUAUAUUUAGGGAUUCUGA
Messenger RNA from Psammomys obesus (fat sand rat), 4455 nucleotides. It is a transcript of the gene Pias2, whose product is annotated as protein inhibitor of activated STAT 2. The coding region runs from base 1590 to 3431 and encodes 613 amino acids. The record is from RefSeq and is a predicted model, not a curated record. Gene Ontology annotation, molecular function: transcription coregulator activity; SUMO ligase activity; zinc ion binding. Gene Ontology annotation, biological process: regulation of transcription by RNA polymerase II; protein sumoylation. The transcript has 15 exons. NCBI's taxonomy places the organism in Eukaryota, Metazoa, Chordata, Mammalia, Rodentia, Muridae.